CAAGAACUCCACACCAUGUUUGUGUAAUUGUUUUUGUAAAAUUCGUGUUCAUUUUUCGUAAUUUUUUUUCAAAACAUGGGAGUCAGUGGACUCACAAGCUACAUUUCCAAAAAUGUACCACACAUCAAAGUAAAAGUGAAAAUUUUAGACGAAAUCAAGGAAUUCAAAACGAAGCACAACAAAUCGCCGAUAAUUCUCAUUGACUUUUCCGUCGUAACUCACAUGCAAAGCUCAAAUUACAUGGAAAUCCUCUGUGGUUCGCGUUGGCAAGUCUUCAUUGAUCGCGAAAAAAAGUUUUUGUCGUCGCUCGUGGAUGCCGGCGCCAAACUCGUAUUUUUCAUCGAAGCUCCUACGAAAGACAACACUCGCGAAUCAUGGUUCAUCCGCAAGACAAACCAAUACGAAGACUACUGCAAAGCUGUAUGGGCUGUCAAACAAAGGGAUGAAAAUUGGUUGAUCGAGUUGCAGCACGAAGAACGCCUUCGAACGCCUACGGUUCAUGGUCCGUUUUAUCGGCAACACUUGAAAUCGCUUGGAAAAUGGAAAAAUUGCUACGAAGAUGUCGAUUUGGAGAUUGCAAGAUAUGCAAAGGAAAAUGAAGCUUUUGCUGUUUUUACGGAUGACUCGGAUUUUCUCAUAUUUGAGGGGGAUUUCCGCAUGAUGAGUUACAAACAAAUCGAUUAUGGGACAUUUGAGACGACGGAAAUUUGGAAAGACCAGUUGCGAGAACAUUUUGGCUUGAAAUCGUAUCAAAUGGCUUUAUUUUCGACUUUUUGCGGCAAUGAUGUCGUUGACAGGAUGCAAGAUUUAAAAAGAUUUCAUUGGAAUCUUGGAAGAGACUCAAAAUUUUCUAAAAUCGCUCAAAAAGUAAAAGAAAUCAUGCCGAAUCAUCAAACUGAUCGAUCUGAAGUCAUCAAAAAAGCUGCAAAUCUCAUCGGGGUCUCAACGGAAAAAAUUUCCGCAAGCUUGAAACAAUACGAUUUGACAUCAAAUUUGUCUCCAACCAUCAAAGAAACUGGAUUUCUCAAGAAAUUACUCGAUCACGACGAGCCCAUCAUGUACAUCGCUCUCAAAGGCUACCCAAAACGAAUUUCUCCCUAUUUCGAGGACAUCGCCAACCCCUGCUUCAAAAAAUCCCAAGUCGACUUGUGCAUUUGGCUCUACCGCUGCAUCCUCGGAAUACUUUCGCAACCCGAAGUAGAAAUGGCAACUUCCCAUCCUGUCUUCACAAUUUCCGAGGGAAAAUAUCGCGAAAUCCAAGUUGAACCGGAAAUGCCUCCAAUUGAAAUCCCCGAUUUGCAUGACUUGAUUUUCCGUCGUGAUGCGUACGAAACAACUCGUCGCGAGCUGAUUAAAUGGACAUUGCAAGAUCCAGCCUUGAAAAUUGACGAAUUGAUGGAAAUUGAGCAAGCGGAAUUGAUUCCUGUCAUUUUGACGUUGAAUUUUUUGGUGAAACAGGCAAAAGUUCCCACAAAAAUUGCGGAUUUGCUGCUUUUGAUGUUCAAAAAAGUGGCGGAUUCUGAUUUUCCGAAGAAAAUUUCGUGUCCUGAGUUGAGAGAUUUUAGUUUUGAGGAUUUUCAGGCUACUUGGCUUUACAUCAUAACGCAGGCAACGAUGAUCGAGUUCGUGGAAUGUAUUGGAAUGAAGCGAUGGAAGCGUUAUUUGUGCUUUGAUGGAGUUCUUUUUCAACAUUUGUGUGUCUUAUUCGCUGAUUUUAACGAUUUUGAGCGAAAAACGGAAUUACUUCCCAUCGAGAAUUUACGGAAAUUUUAUAUUUCUUAAUUUUUUAUUAAUUAAUUGACGAUUAAUUUCUUUUUUUGUGUACUUUUACCUUCUAAAAGGUCAACUUUUCAUGUUUCUUCAUUCAUAAGACGUAAAACGUAAAAAAAAUAAAUUUAUGUUAAUC
Molecule: messenger RNA, 1906 nt
Organism: Culicoides brevitarsis
Lineage: Eukaryota; Metazoa; Arthropoda; Insecta; Diptera; Ceratopogonidae
Exons: 2
Coding region: 76-1782 (568 amino acids)
Cellular component (GO): nucleus
Source: RefSeq, a predicted model, not a curated record